AUGGCAGGGGCUUGGAGUUUCGUCAGCUUCAGCAUCGAGUCUACCACGCCAGAUCGCCUCACCGACAUUCUCUUUGCCAACGGUCUUAUGCAGGUGCCGGUGGUCAUUUCCAUCUUAGCAAGAUACAAGGAAAACGUCGAACACAAGAACAUUGCCGCCAGUGUCCGUGAGCCGAGCGGUGACGAUGCGCACACUGGCGUUACCAGUAGUUUCAACUCCCGUGUAAUCAUCACAUCUGUCGCCCCUCCUCGCGUCACAAUAGACGACGUUGAGACAACACGCUCACCCGAGAGUUUCACAGCGUGGAUUGACAACCCUUAG
Trichoderma harzianum CBS 226.95 is the source of this 321-nucleotide messenger RNA. RefSeq lists its product as hypothetical. The coding region runs from base 1 to 321 and encodes 106 amino acids. The transcript has 2 exons. NCBI's taxonomy places the organism in Eukaryota, Fungi, Ascomycota, Sordariomycetes, Hypocreales, Hypocreaceae. The record is from RefSeq and is a predicted model, not a curated record.